Cordyceps militaris CM01 is the source of this 1221-nucleotide messenger RNA. Its product is annotated as mannan polymerase II complex ANP1 subunit. Bases 1 to 1221 code for a protein of 406 amino acids. Gene Ontology annotation, biological process: cell wall mannoprotein biosynthetic process; protein N-linked glycosylation. Gene Ontology annotation, cellular component: mannan polymerase complex. The record is from RefSeq and is a predicted model, not a curated record. Gene Ontology annotation, molecular function: alpha-1,6-mannosyltransferase activity. NCBI's taxonomy places the organism in Eukaryota, Fungi, Ascomycota, Sordariomycetes, Hypocreales, Cordycipitaceae. The transcript is spliced from 5 exons.
AUGCUUCUUCCCAAAGGUGGCCUAAACUGGAAGGCUGCGCAGUCCAGGCUUCCCCCUUCGCGCGCCGUUUGGAACCUCGUCGCGCGCAAACGAGUCGUCGUUCUCGCUGCUAUUGUCACAGCCAUCGUCCUGUUAUGGCGUGGCGUUUCCAAUUCCGCAUCCGAGAUGCAAAGCUUCUACUGUUGGGGCCCGUCCAAGUCGCCCAUGGACAUGACGGCAAACGACUACGCCAGAUGGAACGCCCACCUGCAAACACCUGUUCUCUAUAAUCCCCACGCAGCGAUCGAGGUCAAUUCCAGCACCAUUCACCACGUCAAUCUAAACCCUAUCGUCUCCACCACCAAGGCCGUCACCAACGAAGAGCGAGUUCUCAUCCUGACUCCCCUCAAGGAUGCCGCCAAAUUCCUGCCCAAGUACUUUGAUCUGCUUGCCAGACUGACGUAUCCACACCACUUGAUCGACCUCGCCUUCCUCAUCUCAGACUCGGAAGAUGACACCCACGCCGCCCUGGCUGCUGAGCUCGACCGUAUCCAGAGCCGCCCCGACAAGGUACCAUUCCGAAGUGCCACCGUUGUUGAAAAGGACUUUGGCUACAAGCUGAGCCAGGAUAUCGAGGAGCGCCACGCGUAUGCGGCUCAAGCUCCUCGCCGCAAGGCCAUGGCCAAAGCUCGCAACUACCUCCUCUACUCUGCGCUUAAACCCGAGCACUCUUGGGUGUACUGGCGUGACUCCGACAUUGAAGAAAGUCCCGACACCUUGAUUGAGGACUUUAUUGCCCAUGACAAGGAUGUCAUUGUCCCUAACAUUUGGUUCCACCGGUAUGAGAAGAAUGGGCACGACAUUGAGGGACGAUUCGAUUACAACUCGUGGGUUGAGUCGAACCAGGCCCUCGCUCUCGCCAAGAAGCUAGACAAGGACACCGUCAUUGUUGAAGGAUACAAGCAGUUCAGGACUGGCCGAUCGUACAUGUGCCUGAUGGGUGACCGCAACCAAAACAAGGACGAAGAGCUCGAACUUGAUGGUAUCGGCGGUGUUAGCAUUCUUGUCAAGGCUGAUGUCCACAGAUCGGGGGUCAACUUCCCUCCUUAUGCCUUUGAGAACCAAGCCGAGACGGAAGGCUUUGCCAAGAUGGCCAAGCGCGCGGGUUAUUCCGUUGUCGGCCUGCCCAACUAUGUUGUCUGGCACAAGGAUACCGACGAAAAGUUCGCCAAGGACAAAUAA